Messenger RNA from Serendipita indica DSM 11827, 7044 nucleotides. The record is from the annotation of a GenBank genome assembly. NCBI's taxonomy places the organism in Eukaryota, Fungi, Basidiomycota, Agaricomycetes, Sebacinales, Serendipitaceae.
AUGUCGUUUCCCCCGGGCAUGGUCCAGGCGCCGCCUGGCGCUCCCAAUAUUCAGCAGGGGUCAUCUUCAAUGCCUCCAGAGGUGUUGGCACAAAAGUCGCAGAAGUGGACGCAGAUGCAGAACAGGCGUUACGCAGAAAAGCGGAAGCAGGGCUUCAUCGACACCGGAAAGCAGGAACUUCCACCAGAGCACGUCCGCAAGAUUAUCAAGGACCAUGGUGACAUGAGCAACCGAAAAUUCAGAAAUGACAAGAGAGUACAUCUCGGCGCGUUGAAAUACGUUCCUCAUGCUGUGAUGAAGCUGUUGGAAAACAUGCCGUUCCCUUGGGAGCAAGUACGUGAGGUUCCGGUACUGUAUCACAUCACUGGAGCUAUCACCUUUGUCAACGAGAUUCCUCGCGUGAUAGAGCCUAUCUACCACGCGCAAUGGGCUACGAUGUGGUUGGCAAUGCGUACAGAAAAGAGAGACCGGCGAAACUUCAAGCGUGUUCGCUUCCCGCUCUUCGAUGACGAGGAGCCGCCGCUUGACUAUGGAGACAAUGUUCUCGAUGUGGAACCAUUGGAAGCAAUUCAGUUGGAGUUGGAUGAAGAGGAAGACUCUGCCAUUAUCGACUGGUUUUACGAUCACAAGCCUCUCGCCGACACGCCAGCCGUGAACGGACCGUCUUACAAAUACUGGUCGCUCUCACUCCCAGUAAUGGCGAACCUGUACCGGCUCGGAAGGACACUUCUUUCGGAUCAUACUGAUAGCAACGCGAGCUACUUGUUCGACAAGAAGGCGUUCUUUACGGCAAAGGCGCUCAACAUGGCGAUUCCAGGUGGACCUAAAUUUGAGCCUCUUUACCGUGAUAUGGACAAAUACGAUGAGGACUGGAACGAAUUCAAUGACAUUAACAAGAUUAUCAUCCGUCAACAAAUACGGACGGAGCACAAAGUCGCCUUCCCUCAUCUGUACAAUUCCCUCCCGCGUUCCGUACACUUGGCUCCUUACCAUACACCGAAGAACGUGUACAUUCGCACCGAGGAUCCUGAUCUACCAGCGUUCUACUUCGACCCAUUAAUCAAUCCCGUGUCGUCCCGUUCCUUCCACCCGAAGAAUCUUCCGCUCGUCUCCCAUGAAGACGAAGUAUUUGGCUAUGGUAUUGAGGAGGAGGACUGGGAUUCCAAGCUUGACGAAGAGUUUGCACCAUUCUUGGAUGAGGAAGAUCUGGAAUCCGAGCACAUUGCAGAUGCCAUCGCGCUUUGGUGGGCUCCAACGCCCUAUGAACACCGAAGCGGGAGGACGAGGCGUGCAGAGGACGUUCCAUUGGUCAAAAACUGGUACUUGGAGCACUGCCCCCCCGGUCAGCCUGUCAAAGUCCGCGUCUCUUACCAGAAACUGCUCAAGUGCUAUGUGCUCAACGAGCUCAAGCAUCGACCCCCAAAGGCGUUGACGAAGAAGAGCUUGUUCCGCCAGCUCAAGGCCACCAAGUUCUUCCAAGUCACACGCCUAGAUUGGGUGGAAGUCGGACUACAAGUAUGCCGCCAAGGAUACAACAUGUUGAAUCUUUUGAUCCAUCGAAAGAAUCUCAACUAUCUUCACUUGGACUACAACUACAACCUGAAGCCCGUCAAGACCCUGACUACCAAGGAACGCAAAAAGUCGCGAUUCGGCAAUGCAUUCCAUCUAUGCCGUGAAAUCCUGCAUCUUACCAAGCACGUUGUUGAUUCGAACGUCCAAUUCCGCCUUGGAAACAUUGACGCGUUCCAACUGGCAGACGCUUUGCAGUACAUCUUCGCUCACAUCGGCACGCUCACCGGAAUGUAUCGUUACAAGUAUAAGUUGAUGCGUCAAGUGAGGAUGUGCAAAGAUCUGAAGCAUCUUAUCUACUACCGCUUCAACACCGGUCCAGUGGGCAAGGGUCCGGGAUGUGGUUUCUGGGCGCCAGGCUGGAGAGUUUGGAUCUUCUUCAUGCGAGGAAUCGUUCCUCUCUUGGAAAGAUGGCUCGGUAACCUUUUGGCUCGUCAAUUCGAGGGCAGAAACAGCAAGGGUGUUGCGAAGACAGUGACCAAGCAGCGUGUAGAAUCUCAAUACGACCUCGAGUUACGUGCCGCUGUCAUGCACGACAUUAUCGACAUGAUGCCCGAGUCCAUCAGGCAGAACAAGGCGAAGACAAUUAUUCAGCACUUGUCUGAAGCAUGGAGAUGCUGGAAGGCCAACAUUCCUUGGAAGGUACCAGGAAUGCCAACGGCCAUUGAGAAUAUCAUUCUUCGAUACAUCAAGAGCAAGGCUGACUGGUGGACGUCUGUGGCUCACUACAAUCGUGAGCGUAUCCGUCGCGGCGCCACCGUCGACAAGGCUGUUGUCAAGAAGAAUCUUGGCAGGUUGACACGUCUUUAUCUCAAAGCAGAACAAGAACGUCAACACGGUUAUCUCAAGGACGGUCCCUACAUCUCUGGUGAAGAGGCUGUCGCCAUCUAUACGUCGACUGUCCACUGGCUUGAAAGCCGCAAGUUUGCACCAAUCCCAUUCCCUCCACUCUCGUACAAGCAUGACACCAAAUUACUCGUGCUUGCGCUAGAAAAGCUGAAGGAAGCAUACAGUGUCAAAGGUCGACUCAAUCAGUCUCAGAGAGAGGAGCUCGCGCUUAUAGAACAAGCGUACGACAAUCCUCACGAAUGUUUGUCUCGUAUCAAGCGUUUGUUGCUCACACAGCGGGCGUUUAAGGAAGCGGGAAUCGAGUUCUUCGAUACAUAUGACAAACUCAUUCCCUGCUAUGAUAUUGAGCCAGUCGAGAAGAUUACGGACGCGUAUCUGGAUCAGUUCUUGUUCUUCGAAGCUGACAAGCGGGGACUCUUCCCUGCAUGGAUCAAGCCUGCUGACACCGAGCCACCGCCACUCCUUGUCUACAAGUGGUGUCAAGGUAUCAACAACCUGACGGACAUCUGGGAGACUGCCGAGGGCGAAUGCAACGUCAUGAUCGAGACGGUGUUCUCAAAGGUCUAUGAGAAGGUUGAUCUGACGCUUCUCAACCGCCUUCUUCGUUUGAUUUUGGACCACAAUCUUGCCGACUAUAUCACAGCCAAAAACAAUAUCACUUUGACAUACAAAGACAUGGCACACAACAAUGGAUAUGGCAUGAUCCGUGGACUCCAGUUCUCGGCCUUCGUCUUCCAGUACUACGGUUUGGUGCUUGAUCUACUCGUCCUUGGCCUUCAUAGAGCGAGUGAGAUGGCCGGACCUCCACAAAUGCCCAACAAUUUCCUUCAGUAUCGGGAUUCUGCUACCGAAACUCGCCAUCCAGUUCGACUCUAUUCAAGAUACGUGGAUCGCCUUCACAUCCUCUAUCGCUUCACAGCAGAGGAAGCUCGUGAUCUCAUACAACGCUACCUGAGUGCCAAUCCCGACCCAACGAACAACAAUGUCAUUGGUUACAAUAAUAAGCGCUGCUGGCCGCGAGAUUGUCGAAUGCGCCUCAUCAAGCACGACGUCAACCUGGGAAGGGCCGUAUUCUGGAACGUCAAGCAAAGUCUCCCGAGGUCACUUACCACCAUCGAAUGGGACGACACCUUUGUUAGCGUCUACUCCAAGGAUAACCCACAACUGCUUUUCUCCAUGUGUGGCUUCGAAGUUCGCAUCCUCCCAAAGAUUCGAACAACAAGUGGAGAACAGUUCUCCAUCAAAGACAGUGUGUGGAACCUUACCAACGAACAAACCAAGGAGCGCACCGCCCAAGCUUUCCUUCGCGUCUCCGAUGAGGGUAUCCAGCAGUUCAACAAUCGUAUUCGGCAGAUCUUGAUGAGCUCGGGAUCCACAACGUUCUCCAAGAUCGUUAACAAGUGGAACACUGCCAUCAUUGGUCUGAUGACAUAUUAUCGAGAGGCCGUUAUUCACACCAACGAACUUCUCGACGCGCUGGUCAAGGCCGAGAACAAGAUCCAAACCCGCGUGAAGAUUGGUUUGAAUAGUAAGAUGCCUUCUCGUUUCCCUCCAGUCGUGUUCUACACACCCAAGGAAUUGGGAGGCUUGGGAAUGUUGUCGAUGGGACACGUCCUCAUUCCGCAGAGUGACCUCCGGUGGAUGAAGCAGACGGAUGUUGGAGUCACCCACUUCCGAGCCGGCAUGUCCCAUGAGGAAGAUCAGCUCAUUCCCAACCUUUACCGCUACUUGCAACCUUGGGAGGCUGAAUUCCUUGAUUCUGCUCGUGUUUGGUCCGAGUACGCAAUGAAGCGGAAGGAGGCCAACGCUCAGAACCGACGCCUCACUUUGGAAGAUUUGGAAGACAGCUGGGAUCGAGGCAUUCCAAGAAUCAACACCCUGUUCCAGAAAGAUCGACAUACCCUCGCAUACGACAAGGGCUGGAGAGUCCGCACAGAUUGGAAGCAAUAUCAAUUACUCAAGCACAAUCCAUUCUGGUGGACGUCUCAACGUCAUGACGGCAAGCUAUGGCAGCUGAACAAUUACCGUGUCGACGUAAUUGCUGCCCUCGGCGGUGUUGAAGGUAUCCUGGAGCAUACACUAUUCAAAGGCACAUACUUCCCUACCUGGGAAGGUCUGUUCUGGGAAAAAGCCUCCGGUUUCGAGGAGUCGAUGCGCUACAAGAAGUUGACAAACGCUCAGCGCUCCGGUUUGAACCAGAUUCCGAACCGUCGCUUCACGCUUUGGUGGAGUCCCACAAUCAAUCGCGCUAAUGUCUACGUUGGUUUCCAAGUGCAGCUAGAUCUCACCGGCAUCUUCAUGCAUGGAAAGAUUCCAACUCUGAAGAUCAGCUUGAUCCAGAUCUUCCGUGCUCACUUGUGGCAGAAGAUUCACGAGAGCGUUGUCAUGGACUUGUGUCAAGUUUUCGAUCAAGAAAUGGAGGCACUCCAGAUUGAAACGGUCCAGAAGGAGACAAUUCAUCCUCGUAAGAGUUAUAAGAUGAACUCAUCCUGCGCCGAUAUUCUUCUGUUCUCGUCAUACAAGUGGAACAUUUCGAAACCAUCAUUGGUAUCGGAUGGGAAAGACAGCUUCGAUGGAAUCACCAGCAACAAGUACUGGAUUGACGUCCAACUCCGUUGGGGUGACUUUGAUUCACACGACAUUGAUCGAUACACCCGCGCCAAGUUCCUGGACUAUGUCUCGGACUCGAUGAGUAUCUAUCCUUCACCAACCGGCGUCAUGAUUGGCAUGGAUCUAGCGUAUAAUCUAUGGUCUGGAUACGGGAACUGGUUCCCGGGCAUGAAGCCAUUGAUUCAACAGGCCAUGUCCAAGAUCAUGAAGGCGAACCCUGCAUGCCACGUCCUGCGAGAACGCAUCCGAAAGGGUCUACAACUCUACUCUUCGGAGCCUACGGAGCCGUACCUCAACAGUCAAAACUACUCGGAGCUGUUCUCCAACCAAAUCAUUUGGUUUGUCGACGACACGAAUGUCUAUCGCGUCACCAUCCACAAGACAUUCGAAGGCAAUCUCACCACCAAGCCCAUCAACGGAGCCAUCUUCAUCUUCAACCCGCGUUCGGGACAACUGUUCUUGAAGAUUAUUCAUACAAGUGUCUGGGCAGGCCAGAAACGUCUCGGACAGUUGGCCAAAUGGAAGACGGCAGAAGAAGUGGCUGCACUGGUCCGUUCGUUGCCAGUAGAAGAACAGCCCAAACAAGUCAUCGUCACUCGAAAGGGCAUGUUGGAUCCCCUCGAGGUACACUUGCUAGAUUUCCCGAACAUUGUCAUCAAGGGUAGCGAGCUGCAGCUACCUUUCCAGGCUUGCAUGAAGAUGGAGAAGUUUGGUGAUCUGAUCUUGCGCGCGACUCAACCUCAGAUGGUCUUGUUCAAUCUUUACGACGACUGGCUCAAGUCGAUCUCGAGCUAUACUGCGUUUUCGCGUGUUAUUCUACUGUUGCGUGCCCUGCAUGUCAACAAUGAGAAGGCAAAGAUCAUCCUGCGACCCGACAAGUCUACGAUCACGGAGCCGCACUUUGUCUGGCCCACAUUGACGGAUGAAGAGUGGAUGAAGGUCGAAGUUGCACUCAAGGACCUUAUUCUGGCUGAUUUCGGCAAACGCAACAGCGUGAACAUUGCAUCGCUUACGCAGUCUGAGAUUCGAGACAUCAUCCUGGGUCAGGAAAUCGCCGCUCCAUCUGUGCAGCGGCAGCAAAUGGCCGAACUUGACAAGAGCGUCGCAGCUCAGAGUCAAGUCACGGCCGUACAGACUAUGACGACCAACGUGCACGGUGACCAGAUACAAACCGUCACCAUGACCAACUAUGAGCAACAAGUGUUUAGUAGCAAAUCUGACUGGCGAGUGCGGGCCAUUUCCUCCACAAACCUGGCACUUCGUUUGCAACACAUCUACGUCUCCAAUGACGAUGUCAAGGAUGAGGCCGGGUCACUCACAUACGUAUUCCCCAAGAACGUACUGCGUGCCUUUGUCAUCAAUGCCGAUCUCCGUACUCAAGUUGCUGCCUAUCUGUACGGAGUAUCGCCACCCGACAACAAACAAGUCAAGGAGAUCAAGGCCGUUGUUUGGAUCCCCCAAAGAGGCAACAACAACUCGGUUGAGCUUCCUCAGCAGCUCCCCAAGGACGAUUUCCUACUGAGUGAUCUCGAACCUCUUGGUUGGAUCAAGACCCAGCCUCAAGAGUCGCAAUAUCUCUCGCCCACUGAUGUGACGACUCAAGCACGCAUCAUGGCCGAUCAUCCAGAGUGGGGGCCCUCGUCCGUCUGUGUCACCUGCUCCUUCACUCCCGGUUCAAUUUCACUGGCCGCUCAUUCGCUCACACCAGCUGGCUUUGAGUGGGGACGCAAGAACACGGACAAUUCGCUCAACCCACAAGGAUUCAAUCCAAACAUGUCGGAACGAGUUCAACUCCUGCUGUCGGAUCGCAUUCUUGGGAUGACUUUAGUCCCACAAGGCAAGGUCUGGAAUUAUGGUAUUGGCCUGACCCAACUCUGGGCCACAAAUCUACCAUACUCUGUCGUCCUUGACACGCCUCUUCCCUUCUGGGCCGAAGCCCAUCGUCCCGCCGCUUUCCUAACGUUUACGAACAUGACAGGAAACGACUCUGCAGAUGUCGAGAAUAGCUUUGCUUAG